Messenger RNA from Anolis carolinensis (green anole), 1446 nucleotides. RefSeq names its product U6 snRNA biogenesis phosphodiesterase 1 (gene usb1). The record is from RefSeq and is a predicted model, not a curated record. Gene Ontology annotation, biological process: U6 snRNA 3'-end processing. Gene Ontology annotation, molecular function: 3'-5'-RNA exonuclease activity. The transcript has 7 exons. Lineage: Eukaryota; Metazoa; Chordata; Lepidosauria; Squamata; Anolidae. The coding region runs from base 267 to 1046 and encodes 259 amino acids. Gene Ontology annotation, cellular component: nucleus.
UUGCCGCCCUCUUGUGGACAAAAGAAUAUCGCCCUUGCAUUGAAUUUCUGAUCUUUAACCCUUUGUCGCCAUCAAGUGGCCAUACGGGGAAGCACAGCGUUUAAGAAGGCGGGCUCUGAUGGGCCAAGGCAGGGCUUGAAUGGGCCAAUGGGACGGCGUCUCUCCUGGUGACGUCAGGCCUAGUCUUCGACGGUUGUGCGCAGGCGCGGACUGCGGCCUAGUUGUCGUGAGGCGACCACGGCCUUUCCUGAGCGGCGGAUCCGGGUAUGAGUAGAGCGCCGCUGGUGGGGUACAGCAGCUCGGGCUCGGAGGGUGAAGAGGAGGCGGAGGCGGAGGGAUGGAAAAGCUCUUCCAGUGCCCCGGCCCCUCGGCUCCAUGUGCCGGAGAGCGUCCUGCGCAUGUUCAAAGAGCAGGAGGAGCAGGAGGCGCCACCAGACGAGAGCGAGAAGCAUGGAGGACGCCUGCGCACUUUCCCCCACGAACGGGGCAACUGGGCAACACACGUCUAUAUGCCCUACGUGGCUGAAGAAGACUUCCAGGGCCUUUUGCAGGCGCUCCUCUGUUGUGCCCGGACCUAUGUGCCCUCGCUGAGCCCGCUCCCUGAAUUCCACAUCAGCCUCUCGCAGGUGGUGGUCCUGCGCUACCACUGGAUCGCCCCUUUCGUCCAGUCGCUCAAAGAGCGCCUGCGGUCAGUCUCCAGGUUCAUCUGCAGAGCGGACCAAGUGAAGGUUUACACCAACCAGACCAAAACCAGGACCUUCCUUGGCUUGGAAGUCUCUUCAGGGUAUUCAAAGCUGUCGGAGUUGGUUUCUGAAGUGGAUAAAGUCAUGGAGGAGUUCAGCCUGGCCACCUUCUACAAGGACCCCUCUUUCCACUUGAGCCUGGCCUGGGGCCUGGGGGACCUGUCCGAAGCCCUGGGAGGACAACGCCUGCAAGAACUCCAGACGGUGGACGGCUUUGAGGACUCCUCGUCCUUCCUCCGCAUCCCCGGGACGGAGGUUCGAUGCAAGUCGGGCAAUAAGUUCUUCUCCUUCCCUUUGCGGUAGCAGUGGUGGCAGCACCGAUGCCAUUUCUUUCCCGUGCCAGAAGCAAUGGAUGGGCACCACUCCCAGGUUCACAGGAGGCUCCAGACGACGUUCCCGGCUCGACAGGAGACUUGGCUACGGCUUCCUUUGCAAAGCCUGACUGGGAUGGCAGGGGUGAUGCAACAUUAGCAGCCCUUUUUGGAUGCUCUUGUGCUGAGGAAGGAAGGAAGGAAAGAAGAAGGAGGGAAGGAAGGAAUGAAGCUCUCCGAAUGAGAGAUGGCCAAGUGGACCCUUUGGAUGCUCUCUGGAGUCCCUCUGAGAGUGAAGCCAUGGACAGGUUGUUUCUCCCUGAUUCCAGGGAAUUGCGCUUUUUUUUCCAAAAUUGUAAAAUGCAGAAUAAAAUGUUGCUUUUUUAAAUAUA